This is a messenger RNA of Labrus mixtus (cuckoo wrasse), 5037 nucleotides long. Its product is annotated as son of sevenless homolog 1-like. The record is from RefSeq and is a predicted model, not a curated record. NCBI's taxonomy places the organism in Eukaryota, Metazoa, Chordata, Actinopteri, Labriformes, Labridae. Gene Ontology annotation, biological process: Ras protein signal transduction; positive regulation of GTPase activity. Gene Ontology annotation, molecular function: protein heterodimerization activity; structural constituent of chromatin; DNA binding. Gene Ontology annotation, cellular component: nucleosome; plasma membrane. The coding region runs from base 706 to 4692 and encodes 1328 amino acids. The transcript has 23 exons.
CCCAUUGCGCAUGCCCAGUCUCUAACAGCCUACGGUACGGCACACCGGAGUCACAACAACCGACAGCCGUCCACCGUGAGCGGCCGUCAGCUCCGCGACUGUCCGCCCAUCAGGAGGCCGGAGCCGGGCAAGUUAGUGAGAGAGGCUGGGGGGCACGGAGCCGGAGCAGCGGACACACAGAGCGGAGCAGCGGGGCUGGAGAGCACGGAGCAGCCCGCUGAUUCACACCGGGUAACUGUCACCGUGUGUCCGCACACUCUGAUCCGGACUGGCGCUAACGAGCAGCUCCUGGUUCUUCUUCUCAUUAAACCGAGACACUGCUGAUGGAUCGUUCCGCACGCUGAUAACUACAGCUAACAUUAGCCAGCGAGCUAACAGGCUAACACCGUAACACGGUCCCGGUAAUGUUAGCAUGGAAGGGAUAACGGUCACCAUGCUAGCAUCCCGGUAAACAGAACGACAGCUAUCGGUUAGCUGUUAGCCGUGUGCUAACAGCUAGCUACAAGCCAGGAGCUAACAGUUAGCUGCGGAACAUCUGGCCGAGCGGCCGAGGAUGGUCGCAGUGACAGCGGCUGUUCUGGAGGAGCGGCCCUACCCCGCCGGAGGUUCUUACAUUGUCACCCCCCCUGUUGGACUCAGGACCCGGCUGUGAGGCUUCAUGUAAACCGCUGAACGCUCACACGGUCCCUCCGUGCUGCCGCAGACAUGCAGGCGGCGCCGCAGCAGUACGACUUCUUCUGCGACGAGAACGCGCACAAGUGGAGAGGCCUGCUCGUGCCCGCGCUGGAAAAGGUACUGAACCAGGUGCAUCCUAACCUGGUGUCCCAGCAGGAGGCGCUGCAGUACAUAGAGGAGCUGAUCCUGGUCCUGCUCAACAUGCUGUGUCAGGCUCAACCCCGCACCGUGCAGGACGUGGAGGAGCGGGUGCAGAAGAGCUUUCCUCACCCGAUAGAUAAGUGGGCUAUCGCUGAUGCUCAGGCUGCCAUCGAGAAGAGGAAGAGGAGGAAUCCUCUGGCUCUACCUGUGGACAAGAUCCACCCACUGCUGAAGGAGGUGCUUGGUUAUAAGAUAGACCACCAGGUGUCGGUCUACAUGGUCGCUGUGCUAGAGUACAUCUCUGCCGACAUCCUGAAGCUCGCCGGAAACUACGUCAGGAACAUCCGCCACUACGAGAUCUCCCAGCAGGACAUCACCGUGGCAAUGUGUGCUGACAAGGUGCUGAUGGACAUGUUCCAUCAGGACGAGGAGGACAUCAGCGGGUUUCCUCUGAUGGACGAGGAGCCGUCAGCCAAUGAGGAGCAGAGUUACUACGAGCUGGUGAGGAGCUUCAUGUCCGACGGGAGGACGUACCUGAGACAGCUCAAUCUGCUCAUCAAGGUGUUCAGAGAGCCCUUCACCUCCAGUCCCAUGCUCUACUCUCAGCAUGAUGUGGACAGUAUCUUCAGCCGAAUCGUUGAUAUCCACGAGGUGACCGUGAAGCUGCUGGGGUUGAUCGAGGACACGGUGGAGAUGACCGACGAAGGAAGUCCUCAUCCUCUGGUGGGGAGCUGUUUUGAGGACCUAGCCGAGGAGUUGGCCUUUGAUCCCUAUGAGACGUACACUCAGGAAAUCCUGCGCUCUGGUUUCCAUGAACACUUCCUGAGUCAGGUGUCCAAACCAGGAGCUGCCUUCCACCUUCAGUCCAUCUGUGAAGGUUUCAAAGAGGCUGUUCAGUACGUCCUGCCUAGACUGCUGCUCACACCUGUUUACCACUGCCUUCACCUGUUCGAGAUCCUCAAGCAACUGGAGGAGAAGAGUGAGGAUGAGGAGGAUAAAGAGUGUCUUAAACAGGCCAUCACCGCCCUACUCAACCUGCAGAGCAGCAUGGAGAGGACCUGCUCAAGGAACCUGGCCAAGAGGAGACUCAGCGAGUCGGCGUGUCGCUUCUACAGCCAUCAGAUGAAGGGGAAGCACCUCGCCAUCAAGAAGAUGAACGAGAUCCAGAAGAACAUCGACGGCUGGGAGGGGAAGGACAUCGGCCAGUGCUGCAACGAGUUCAUCAUGGAGGGAACGCUGACGCGGGUCGGCGCCAAACACGAGCGCCAUAUCUUCCUGUUCGACGGCCUCAUGAUCUGCUGCAAGUCCAACCACGGCCCGCCGCGGUUGCCGGGCGCCAGCUCCACGGCGGAGUACCGGCUCAAAGAGAAGUUCUUUAUGCGCAAAGUCCAAAUCAACGACAAGGACGACAAGGAGGGAGAGUACCGUCACGCCUUCGAGAUCAUCCUGAAGGAUGGGAACAGCGUGGUGUUCGCCGCCAAGUCCGCUGAGGAGAAGAACGGCUGGAUGGCGGCGCUGAUCUCGCUGCAGUACCGCAGCACGCUGGAACGCAUGCUGGACUCAGCCAUGCUGCAGGAGGAGAAGGAGGAGCAGAUGAGGCUGCCGGGAGCAGAACUGUACCGGUUCACUGAACCGGACUCGGAGGAGAACGUCGUGUUUGAGGAGAACGUUCAGUCCAAGUCUGGGAUCCCCAUCAUCAAAGCCGGGACGGUCCUGAAGCUGAUCGAGAGGCUCACCUUCCACAUGUAUGCAGAUCCAAACUUUGUCCGAACAUUUCUGACCACCUUCAGGUCAUUCUGUAAACCUCAGGAGCUGCUGGACCUGCUCAUUGAGAGGUUUGACAUCCCAGAGCCGCGGCCCAGCGAGGCGGAUCAGAUGGAGGGCGGAGAGCAACCGCCGAGCGCUGAACUAAAACGUUUCCGUAAAGAAUUUGUUCAACCCGUCCAGCUCAGAGUGCUCAACGUGUGUCGCCACUGGGUGGAGCAUCACUUUUACGACUUCGAGAGAGACGCUCACCUGCUAAGACAACUGGAGGAGUUCAUCGCCUCCGUUAGAGGUAAAGCAAUGAGGAAAUGGGUGGAAUCCAUCACUAAGAUCAUCCAGAGAAAAAAGCAGGUUCAGGUGAGCGUGCCCAGUCACAGCAUCACCUUCCAGAACUCUCCUCCUCCCAUCGAAUGGCACAUCUGCAAACCAGGUAACACAGAACCGUUCGACCUCAUGACGCUGCACCCCAUCGAGAUCGCACGCCAGCUUACCCUUCUGGAGUCUGACUUUUACAGGGCGGUGCAGCCCUCAGAGCUGGUCGGUAGCGUUUGGACCAAAGAGGACAAAGAGCUUCACUCACCGAACCUGCUGAGGAUGAUCCGACACACCACCAACCUCACCCUGUGGUUUGAAAAGUGUAUUGUAGAAACAGAGAACCUGGAGGAGCGCGUGUCCGUCGUGUCUCGGAUCAUAGAGAUCCUUCAGGUGUUUCAAGAACUUAACAACUUUAACGGCGUCCUGGAGGUCGUCAGCGCCAUGAACUCGUCUCCGGUCUACAGACUGGACCACACCUUUGAGCAAAUCCCGAGUCGUCAGAGGAAGAUCUUAGAGGAGGCCCACGAGCUCAGCGAGGACCACUAUAAGAAAUAUCUCGCCAAACUGCGCUCCAUCAACCCCCCCUGUGUGCCCUUCUUUGGUAUCUACCUGACCAACAUCCUGAAGACGGAGGAGGGAAACCCCGACUUCCUGCGGCGGCACGGCAAAGACCUGAUCAACUUCAGCAAGAGGAGGAAGGUGGCUGAGAUCACCGGGGAGAUCCAGCAGUACCAGAACCAGCCGUACUGUCUACGGGGGGAGAGCGACAUCAGGAAGUUCUUCGAGAACCUCAACCCGAUGGAGGACAUGUCCGAGAAGGACUUCGCAGAUCACCUGUUCAACAAAUCCCUGGAGAUCGAACCUCGAAACGCCCGCUCUUUGCCUCGCUUUGCCAAGAAGUAUUCCUGUCCUCUCAAGUCUCCGGGGAUCCGCCCUUCUUCGGCGAGGCCCGGCACCAUGCGUCACCCGACGCCGCUGCAGAACGAGCCCAGGAAGAUCAGCUACAGCCGCAUACCUGACAGUGAGGCGGAGGGCGUGGCCGUCUCAGCCCCCAACUCCCCACGCACACCGCUGACUCCGCCCCCAGCCUCCGCCGCCUCCAGCUCAACAGACGUAGGCAGUGUGUUCGAUUCCCCACAGGGUCCCAGCAGCCCCUUCCAUUCCACCUGCGACAGUAUCUUCUCUGUGGUCUCUCUGCCUCACGGUCCACGGUCCUCCUCGGUCUCCUCCAUGGUGAGUUUCAGUCGUGGUUCUGAGGAGGUUCCUGUUCCUCCUCCGGUUCCUCCUCGCAGACGUCCUGAGUCGGCUCCUGCUGAGUCGUCUCCGUCGAAGAUGAUGUCACAGUUGGACAGCCCCCCCGCAGUGCCGCCGCGCCAGCCCACCUGUAAGCUCCUUCCCACUCGUUACUCGUCGUUGUCGUCGUCUCCCCCGGACAGCCCCCCCUCUCUGCCUCCUCGGGAACCUCUUAGCUCCCCCCUGCACCUCCUGCCCCCCCCUCAGGGCCGCCCGCCCCGCUGUGACCUGCUGCCUCAGGCCUUCUUCCCCUCCACCUCCUCUCCCUCCCCCUGCGUCAGCUCCGCUCCCAUUGCCUCCUCACCGCCCCAUCCCGCCCCCGUCACCCCCAGUCCCAUCCCCGCCUCAAAGAAGACGGCCCUCCCCUCGCCCCCCUUACCCCUGCUUCCCCUGGAUGGCCCCCCUGUUCCCCCCCGACACGGUGUUCCGAAACUUCCCCCUAAAACCUACAAGAGGGAGUCUCUGAGCCACGCCCCCCUGCUGGACACGCCCCCUGCCUUAUGAUUGGACAGCCUUGACUUCCUGUAAGGGGGGGCAGCUGAUUGGACAGCCUGUAUGAGAGGCAGGGCCAGAAAUGGAAACACUACAGCUGAUUGGAUCAGAACUAAAGGCUGGUUUUAAGACAAACAUCUGAUAGGCCAAUCAAGAGGCUCUGAUCCAAUCUGGACUGUCAAAAUAAAAUGCAGAUCUUGUGCUCUUGUGAAAAACUGACUGAUGUGGCCUCGGGCUACAGGACUCUGAGGACCCUUCAGGACCUGGACCAGAACCAGAACCACAGAGGUACUGUGACGGUUCUGGUCUCCGAGUGGAUCCUCCAAUUAAAAAACGACAAGGGAACCAAAACCAGAA